AUGGCGACCUCACGGGGGAGAACAAAGAAAAAAGCAUCUUUUGAUCAUUCUCCAGAUAGCCUUCCUUUGAGGAGUUCCGGUAGGCAGGCAAAGAAAAAGGCCACGGAGACGACAGAUGAGGAUGAAGAUGGUGGGUCAGAGAAGAAGUACAGGAAAUGUGAAAAAGCAGGCUGUACAGCCACAUGUCCGGUGUGCUUUGCAAGUACUUCUGAAAGAUGUGCCAAGAAUGGCUACACAUCCCGAUGGUAUCACCUCUCCUGUGGGGAGCAUUUCUGUAAUGAAUGCUUUGACCAUUACUACAGAAGCCAUAAGGAUGGAUAUGACAAAUAUACUACGUGGAAAAAAAUAUGGACAAGCAAUGGAAAAACUGAACCUAGUCCCAAAGCUUUCAUGGCAGACCAGCAGCUCCCCUACUGGGUUCAAUGUACAAAACCUGAGUGUAGAAAAUGGAGGCAGCUUACCAAGGAGAUCCAGCUGACUCCCCAGAUAGCAAAGACCUACCGAUGCGGUAUGAAACCAAAUACUGCUGCUAAGCCUGAGACCUCAGACCAUUGUUCCCUCCCAGAGGAUCUAAGAGUGUCAGAAGUGUCCAACCAUUGGUGGUACUCCAUGCUCAUCUUACCUCCUUUGCUGAAAGACAGCGUGGCCGCCCCCCUGCUCUCAGCCUACUACCCAGACUGUGUGGGCAUGAGUCCAUCCUGCACCAGCACGCGCCGCGUGACCAGCGACGCCAGCCCCGGGAAGCUGGAGCACCCCAAGGCGGUCCCCUCUGUGCUGGUUCCAGGCAUGAACCGGUACUUCCAGCCUUUCUACCAACCCAACGAGUGCGGCAAAGCCUUGUGUGUGAGGCCAGACGUGAUGGAGCUGGAUGAGCUCUAUGAGUUCCCAGAGUAUUCGCGGGACCCCACCAUGUACCUGGCUCUGAGGAAUCUCGUCCUCGCCCUGUGGUUCACUAACUGCAAGGAAGCUCUUACUCCUCAGAAAUGUAUUCCUCACAUCAUCGUCCGGGGUCUCGUGCGCAUUCGAUGCGUGCAGGAGGUGGAGAGGAUACUUUAUUUUAUGACGAGGAAAGGUCUGAUCAACACAGGAGUGCUCAGUGUUGGCCCUGACCAGCAUCUUCUGCCUAAAGAUUACCACAACAAAUCAGUCAUCAUUAUUGGGGCUGGUCCAGCUGGAUUAGCAGCUGCUAGGCAACUGCAUAACUUUGGAAUUAAGGUGACUGUCCUGGAGGCCAAAGACAGAAUCGGAGGCCGAGUAUGGGAUGAUAAGUCUUUCACAGGCGUCACGGUGGGACGAGGAGCCCAGAUUGUCAACGGCUGUGUUAACAACCCAGUAGCACUCAUGUGUGAACAACUUGGCAUCAGCAUGCAUAAGUUUGGAGAAAGAUGUGACUUAAUUCAGGAAGGUGGAAGAAUAACUGACCCCACUAUUGACAAGCGCAUGGAUUUUCAUUUUAAUGCUCUCUUGGAUGUGGUCUCUGAGUGGAGGAAGGAUAAGACUCAGCUCCAAGAUGUCCCUUUAGGAGAAAAGAUAGAGGAGAUCUACAAAGCUUUUAUCAAAGAGUCUGGAAUCCAGUUCAGUGAGCUGGAGGAGCAGGUGCUUCAGUUCCAUCUCAGUAACCUGGAAUAUGCCUGUGGCAGCAACCUCCAUCAGGUGUCUGCUCGCUCCUGGGACCACAAUGAAUUCUUUGCCCAGUUUGCCGGUGACCACACCCUCCUCACUCCCGGAUACUCCGUCAUCUUAGAAAAACUGGCUGAGGGACUGGACAUCCGGCUCAGGUCUCCGGUACAGAGUAUUGACUAUUCUGGAGAUGAAGUGCAAGUUGCCACUGCCGACGCAACAGUGUGUACAGCGCAGAAGGUGUUAGUCACUGUGCCACUGGCUUUACUGCAGAAAGGUGCCAUUCAAUUUAAUCCACCGUUGUCAGACAAGAAGAUGAAGGCCAUCAACAGCUUAGGAGCAGGCAUCAUUGAAAAGAUUGCCUUGCAAUUUCCUUACAGGUUUUGGGACAGUAAAGUUCAAGGGGCUGACUUUUUUGGUCACGUUCCUCCUAGUGCCAGCAAGCGAGGGCUUUUUGCCGUGUUCUAUGACAUGGAUCCCCAGAAGCAGCACAGCGUGCUGAUGUCGGUGAUCGCGGGGGAGGCGGUGGCAGCCGUCCGGAGCCUGGAGGACAAGCAGGUGCUGCAGCAGUGCAUGGCCACCCUGCGCGAGCUCUUCAAGGAGCAGGAGGUCCCAGAUCCCACCAAGUACUUUGUCACCCGCUGGAGCACGGACCCCUGGAUCCAGAUGGCGUACAGCUUCGUGAAGACGGGGGGCAGCGGUGAGGCCUAUGACAUCCUUGCUGAGGAAAUACAAGGAACCGUCUUUUUUGCUGGCGAGGCAACAAACAGGCAUUUCCCACAGACUGUUACAGGGGCAUAUUUGAGUGGUGUUCGAGAAGCAAGCAAGAUUGCAGCAUUUUAAAUCGAAUUUGUCUGGACGCAGCUUUCUUCUGUAUCCCAAAUGGAAAGGUUUGAAAAACAUGUUAGACCUCACUUUGAUAAAAUCAAACAAUCCUCUCUAGGUAGCAAAACUUGAAUGUUCUAAGGUGGUAUGAUAAUAUAAACCAGUUUUUACCAUUCUGAAAGCAUGGGUUACAAGAAUCCUUUUUAAGCACUUAUAUUUAAUAGCAUUUUCCAUUGGUCUGACUAGUGCUAAAUGUUCCAAUUUCAGAGUAAGGCAGAAUAUAACCUUCAGUUAAGACCUUGGAUAUGAUUCUUCCAUGGUUAAGAGAUUCUCUUUAAAUCUGACUUUUUUUUUGGCUGACCAAUUUUCACACAUUGAAAAACCAAGUCAAGCAGGAAUCAUUAAAAAAAAAGCCAUGUACUUCUGUGACAAUUUAUCAGUA
Budorcas taxicolor (takin) is the source of this 2887-nucleotide messenger RNA. RefSeq names its product lysine demethylase 1B (gene KDM1B). Lineage: Eukaryota; Metazoa; Chordata; Mammalia; Artiodactyla; Bovidae. The record is from RefSeq and is a predicted model, not a curated record. The coding region runs from base 1 to 2463 and encodes 820 amino acids. Gene Ontology annotation, molecular function: zinc ion binding; oxidoreductase activity; protein binding. The transcript is spliced from 20 exons.